Molecule: messenger RNA, 350 nt
Organism: Drosophila rhopaloa
Lineage: Eukaryota; Metazoa; Arthropoda; Insecta; Diptera; Drosophilidae
Product: drosocin
Exons: 1
Coding region: 19-219 (66 amino acids)
Source: RefSeq, a predicted model, not a curated record
UUGUCUACUGCUAGCAACAUGAAGUUUACCAUCAUUUUCCUGCUGCUGGCCUGCGUUUUCGCCAUGGCUCUGGCCACUCCCGGCAAGCCACGCCCCUACAGCCCACGGCCCACCUCCCAUCCCCGCCCCAUUCGGGUGAGGCGCGAGGCACUGGCUCCCGAAGAUCACCUGGGACUGGCUCAAGCUGCCAUAAGGCCUCCUCCCAUUCUGCCCGCUUAAAGAUGUGGAAUCAGUGGAAAAACCAAGAACGAACAUCCGAUCAACAAUGUUUUUGCAAAUUCUGUAAUUUCUUCCAAAUUUUCUUAUCACUUUUAAACCAUUUAUAAUAAAUACAACGAAUACUGCAUUAA